CUCAGUUUCGUCCUCUAUAUUAGCAUAAGAGACACAUGUAGUAUCGCGUAGCGCAUGCCAUUUCACACUAUUUUGAGAAUUUUAGUUUUUUUUUUUUGUAAGGUAGUUUGCCUACCAGCUCCCGUCUACCCGUACUUCAUUCGCUUUUUAGUGCCCCGCCGUUUCACAUCGCUCUCCCGUAUUAAAGUGAUAAAAUAUCAGUGAUUAACGUUUUAAAAGAUGCCUAAACGUAAACGUGAAAAGGAUAAAGAUAGUUACGAUUAUCUUUUAAAGAAAAUCAAACGGCUCGAGAAGAAAUUACGAUCACUAGAUCGUGACAAACAUCGUGACUCAUCGAACUCGCAGGAUGAAUCAGGUAUGUUAUUAUACUACACCGUGGACAUAAGUGCUGACCCUUUAGAAGCAUGGGCGAUUCCUGAGGAUGAUGCCUAUCAUGCGUCCCCGGCAAAGCAAUACUCGGGGUCGGACCAGACAGAUUCAGGUUCCGUAGCCAAUGAAGUUUCUCCGCCUGCGGCCGCCAUGUCGAAACAUGCCGCCGUCGUGCCUCCAGUAGACCCGCAGCCGACUCCCGCCGCGCCAGCUAAUCCUGCUGCAUCAGCUGCUCCUGCCGCGCCGAUCCUAUAUAUAUUAGAUUCUCCAGCUACCCCCGCCGUCGAGAAUAUUGACCAGCCGUUACCUGAAACAGAAGAAGAGUUAGAUGCUGAUUUGAUGGAAAUACUGGGUUCUGAUCCCAAUGCUGUAAAACAAUAUGGAAGAGACAUACAAAAGGACCUGUCGAUUAGAUUAAAACAUUGCGCAACAAACGGAUUAACGAAGGAGUUGCGCAAUAAAUUCAAAGAUAGCAAGGCCGCAGUAUCGGAUGUGGUAAUUAAACGCGACAAAGAUUGUCAACAUGCUGAUACCAUUACCAGACGAAAUUUUUUAUUGAACGCCAUGAAGAAGGAAAUGAAGGAUCAACUUCAAAAUACAAAAAUUGACAAGUUUUUAUUCAGCGAAAACUUGGCCGACACUUUGAAAUCGGCUAAAGCCAUUACUAAAUCUGGUGCAGACCUUAAGAUUCCAGCGCCUAAACCUCAGGCUAAAAAGCCUAAUAUACCCCAUACAAAUAAAAAUUUCAACUGGAAGCCGGGUCCAGCUCGCAGGCAGCCGGGACCGUCACGAGCGAAGGAGCCUGCGCCCUCGACACGUCAUCGGCCCAUGCACACCUCGAGGCCAUCGCAGCAUCAGCGCUACUACAGGACGAGCCACAGACAUCGUUAA
Messenger RNA from Cydia strobilella, 1260 nucleotides. RefSeq lists its product as uncharacterized. Lineage: Eukaryota; Metazoa; Arthropoda; Insecta; Lepidoptera; Tortricidae. The coding region runs from base 220 to 1260 and encodes 346 amino acids. The transcript is spliced from 3 exons. The record is from RefSeq and is a predicted model, not a curated record.